Molecule: messenger RNA, 3361 nt
Organism: Dicentrarchus labrax (European seabass)
Lineage: Eukaryota; Metazoa; Chordata; Actinopteri; Moronidae
Gene: arl6
Product: ADP-ribosylation factor-like 6
Exons: 8
Coding region: 216-773 (185 amino acids)
Biological process (GO): protein localization to cilium; cilium assembly; intracellular protein transport
Cellular component (GO): cytoplasm; axoneme
Molecular function (GO): GTP binding; GTPase activity
Source: RefSeq, a predicted model, not a curated record
AGACAUGAGUCAGCAGCACACUGGUUUCCCAGCAACAGUGUAAAUAACUCAGAGAGUUUUCUGUUAGCUAGCCUGCAUGAGACAGUGGAAGAGAAAUGAAUGAAACGUUGGUUAUUUAAGGAGAUAGCUUAAGGGGGCGUUAAGUGCAUCCUGGAAGCAAGACCCGAAGGUUAAAUUACAGGUCAGACAGGCAGCUGAUGGUUGCUGGCUAGCCAAUGGGGCUGUUUGACAAGUUGGCAGGAUGGCUGGGGUUGAAGAAGGAGGUGAAUGUGCUGUGUCUUGGUCUGGACAACAGCGGAAAAACCACCAUCAUCAACCACCUCAAGCCCUCUAAUGCCCAGGCACAAGACAUUGUCCCUACCAUUGGCUUCAGCAUAGAGAAGUUCAAGACAUCCAGUCUUUCCUUCACAGUGUUUGACAUGUCUGGUCAAGGCAGAUACAGAAACCUUUGGGAACACUACUACAAGGAAGGCCAGGCUAUCAUUUUUGUCAUUGAUAGUGCAGACAAACUGAGGAUGGUAGUAGCCAAAGAAGAACUGGACACAUUAUUAAACCAUCCUGAUAUUAAACACAGGAGGAUCCCCAUCCUGUUCUUUGCUAACAAGAUGGAUGUCAGAGAUUCUCUGUCUUCAGUCAAGGUCUCACAGCUGCUCUGUUUGGAGAACAUCAAAGACAAACCCUGGCACAUCUGUGCCACCGAUGCUCUGAAAGGAGAAGGUUUGCAGGAGGGAGUCGACUGGUUGCAAGAUCAAAUCAAAACAAUGAGAACGUGAGGGCAUGAGGAUGGACACGCCAGAAGCAGCAGCAUCCAUGGAAAUCUUUUCUGAAAGAUGGGUUGACCCUGUUUUCAGAAGUACCAUGGGAUGGUAAUGUUUUUAAUGUGGUAUUUUGAUGGUUCUUGGCUGGCGUGGUUCACUCAGAAUUGAUACAUUAUUUGAUUAUCUGGUACCAGUAAUAACAGUGCAGUGAGAAACAUACAAAUAGGCAACAUUGUCACAUUCAUUUGGGGCAAAUUCUUACUUUUCCAUAAAAGCAUUAUGAGUUUAAACUGAUAAGUUGUCUCAAAAUGGGCAGUAAAAUGCCAAAAAUAUGGAACAUAACAAUAUUAUCCCUCCAAUUCCUCAAUAUAUUUGUGUAACAGGCUCACAGGGAUCAUGAUACUAUAACUACACUUAUAUGUGCUACUGUCAUUGGUGCUGUUUUUAUUUUAGGAAGCAUGAAUACCAGUUCUAGAACGGACAUGUUGUUAGGUGGUGUGUUAUUUUGUAUGUUUCAGCCCGUAUUAGACACUGUCUGACAAAUGAUAUGUGCCAGCUUCCCUGAAGAGAACAGCUGACACCACAUUAUACCAAUGAUGUCAACUCAAUGUAUUUUGUCCUUUGUGUACUGGCUCACAAUUACCAAUGUUAUUGUGUGGUCCUAUGCACUAUGCUCAUGUUUCAGCCACUGGCUAAAUGCUCUCAUCUGCAGUUUUAUCACAGUCUCUGCGAUCUGUGUGCAAUGGGCUAAUACAUACAAACCAACCUGUAAGGAAGGUCCUUUAGAAAUGGUUUCCACCUCUGAAAUAUGCCAAACGCUCUUUUUUUUUUUUCCUCAUGGGUCUCAGGGCCUCUGUAGAUACAUUAUUAUUUGUGUUUGAAGCAUCACAACAGUUCAGUUAACUAUUGUUUACUUCUUCAGCUGAGGGAAAUUUUCUGGUAUUUGUCAAACAAAUACCAGAAAGUGUUCAUGCAUCACAGUGCACAUUGCCUUUCUCAAACUUGCAUAUAGGGCCAUCUCAUUGUCACAUUAAAAGCAAAAGUUACAGUGUCUUUACUGCAGCUAAUACUUCAUGCAGCUCUGCUCAUGUUUAAUUGAUGUUGCUCCUUUUUGAGUAGCUGUGAAAAUAUGUUUUGCGUAUUGAAGAUUAAAUGUUUUCUAGGACCCAGUAGAUUUUUGUUGUACAUAUUGUUACUUGUGGCUAAUUGUUUAUAUGUAUUUAACUUAGCGUGACAAGGUAAAAUGAUAGUCAUGAAGUGAAUGUCAAGUUAAUUAGCCAAAAUUUGCUUAAAAAUCCAAACUUCAAAUACUAUUUUUCAACUAGCGUUUUUACCUUUGCCUUAUUUCAUUGCUCAAAGAAAAGAAAUGUAAUCAAACAAAAUGCUUCUUACAAUUUACUCAUGGUACUUCAGUGAUUCAAAGGCAGACAACUGAAAAAAGACAUCUGCACAAAAGUUUUUAAUGCCAGCCUUUGAUCCUGUUGUUUAGCCACUGGCUGAAAGCUUACAUUAAAAACCACUUCUGUACAGAUCAGAGUGUAUGGUUGCUUUUUAGGUUCUGCUAAGCUCAAUCACCUCAACAAAGCUUUAUAGCUAGUGGGAGGUGUUUCACUGUUUUUGAGUAGCUUCAAGGCAAAAAGGAAUAACAUACAGAAAUGUGAGAUAAAAUAUUUAGAAUAAUCUUGUUUAUAUUUGUCUUUAAAUGUCUCAUCUGUAAACUUUACUACAAAACUGCUACUACAAAAACUACAAAAACACCUUGUAACGCUCCAAAAAUGAAAUAUUUUCCCCCAAAUAACACAAUAUUUUUAUAAUGGUUGUCCUUACAGUCCGGUUCACUUUCAGGACUGUGCUAUACAGAAAACCUCGUCAUGUAAUGUUUUGAAAAGGAUUUUGUUCAUGGUUUGAAAUAUUAACUGUAGAAUGUAUAACCCGUGGGUAUGAGGUUGAUAGGACAAAAUAAUUCCUGUCAGUUUUUUGUGAAUGUAGUUCUUUAAGUUGUGAAUGAUUGAAAAGUCAUGUUCAAAAUUCAACAUAGACCAACCGAAGAAAACUUCACAGAUACCUUUCAUGUAGAGCAAGGUUUUAUGAAUCUUUCAAAUGAUCAAAUAGUUGAUUAUUUUUGCUUAAAUACAAGAAAUGUGAGCUGAAAAUAUUUGUUAUUGUUGCUAUCAGGCGGUUUCAAAUUUUUACAUCCUGAAAGUUGUGAAUGACUGUUCUGUAGUGUUUUUGUUGCAAGGAUACGUUUCCAGUGAAAUCUGGUCUGUUUCACCUUCAGUCCACUCAUAUUUAUCUAUUUUUUAUACUACCACUGGGGGACACCCAAGUCCAAAAUAUUCACAUCCUGCUCAUAGUGGCUUUAAGGACACUACAUUGAUUUUGUAAUAUACUGUCUAUUUUUAACUGUAAGACAUUUCAGAGUGGUGAUUUACUUCAUAUACUCCAGACAUCUAUUUCAAAGCAAAGACCCUCUGAGCACAGGUUCACUUUAGCAUCAGAGACGUUAUAGACUCUUCAAACUAUAUCAACAAACGAGCUGUGUGUAUUUUGUUUAUUAUAUUGUAUGUGGUAAUUUUCAAAGAAUAAAUGCUAUGGAAAAUGAA